AAAUUGGAUAACUGUACAAGUCGAUGAAAGAAAAAUGAAGGAACCUGAAUGUAAUUCUGUAUUUAUUUCAAGGCAACAAUUUGCAAGAAUACCUUCAAAUGAAGAAUUGUUUAGUUUAUAUCUAAGUGAAGAAGAAAUUUCCAAUGAGAAACAACUACCAUAUUCUCCUGAAUAUAUGAGAUUAACUUUAGAUUUACAAUGUGGUAAUCUCAUGUGUUAA
Diversispora eburnea is the source of this 220-nucleotide messenger RNA. NCBI's taxonomy places the organism in Eukaryota, Fungi, Glomeromycota, Glomeromycetes, Diversisporales, Diversisporaceae. The record is from the annotation of a GenBank genome assembly.